AUAAGAAAACUAAAUUUAUGGUGUUUAGUGGUGCAAGGACAAAUUGUGAAGCAAAAUUAAAGUUAAAUCAAGUGGAAAUUGAUAGAGUUAAUGAAACUAAAUUCUUGGGAAUAAUAAUUGAUCAUAAACUGUGUUGGAAACCGCAUAUUGAAUAUAUAAAAGGAAAAAUAUCCAAAUCUAUUGCUAUUCUUUAUAAAGUAAGACACAUGCUGAAUAAGACAUGCCUGCAUAUGUUGUAUUAUUCUUUUAUUUUUCCAUAUUUAACGUAUUGCGUUGAAAUUUGGGGAAAUGUUUAUAAAACAAACAUAGACCCAAUCAUAAAACUUCAAAAAAGGGUCAUUAGAAUAAUACACAAAGCCUGCUACUAUGAACAUACCAAUCCUUUAUUUAUGAGUUCAAAUGUGUUAAAAUGUUCCAACAUUGUGUUUUUAAAAACAAUGGAAAUGAUGUUUGGAGUAAAGAACAACAGCCUUCCAGCUUGUAUUCGCAGGCUAUUUCAUUUAAGAGGAGAAAACUAUCAUUUACGGGGGAUAUCGAUUUUUGAAAUGGGUAAAGCGAGAACAAAUAUAAAAUACAAAUGUAUUACAGUUUUAGGAGUUAAAUGGUGGAAGAAGCUCAGUGAUGAGCUGAAGACAUGCACUUCUUUGGUAAGCUUUAAGAAAACAUUGAAAGGUGAAAUAAUUAAAAAUGAUAAAAUAUAGUCACAAUUACUUUCAUCCCAUUGAUUUUUGAUUUAUUUAUUUUUUUAUAUUGAUGUUCCAGGCAAUCUAAUUUUCUGUGAAGGUAUAGGAUAGGCAAAUAUAAGCUUUGGCUUCAGCCUAUUCCUUUUUUGGUCAUUCUUUUUCUUUUCUUUUAUGUGUAAAUGUUCAUUAUUGUAUACAAAUAACAUGUACUGUAAAACUGAUCACACACAAUGGUUGAUUGAUUUGAUUUGAUUGAUUAUACGACCGAAAUAAACUUAUUUCAUUCAUUCAUUCAUAUACUAUAUAUAUAUAUAUUAUUUAUAUACAUAUAAAUAUGUAUAUAUUUAUAUGUUGUUUAAACAUCAUCGCCCAAAUUGGCCCAAAAUGCUCAAUCCAAACCAAAAAUGGCUGACUUCCUGUUUGUUUGCAAAGACGAGUUGUUUUUUGUGCGUCUUUCCAUCACAGACAUCUCCACCUGUGAAAUAAGUCUGUUCUCUUCAUGAAUGUAUUCUUUUUAUUAUGUCUUUUUAUCAUUUUGUUGUUGGAAAGGGAGGUGUCACUAUGAACACUGAAAGCAGAUCUGAGCAUUGUGACUUUUCUUGAUGGACAGCAGGAGUCUCCAAGUCAUCUUAGCUCAGCAUGGACCACAUCCUCUGCUAAAAUCAUGGCUAGAUAACUUACAAAUAAAGACAACUUCACUUUCUUCACUUCCUUCUACUUUGGCCAAAAAUCGAACAAGCACAUUCUAAAAAUGUACACAUUACAAAUAUUCCCCAUGGCAAAACACUUCUGAGGAAAACAUGAUGCAGUUCCACAAAGUUCCACAAAGUUCCUGAAGAACACAAUGAACUAGGACCUUGGCCGGGUCAUUUAAAUGAUCAAACCAUUCAACUUUAGGCACUUCCUGUUUAGCAUUCUCACACCGGCAGUUCACCAUCAAGACGUGUUUGGAAAAGCAAUCGAAUGUUUUGUCAAACUGCCGCACUGGUGACAUCUGCAACUGCCACGACACAUCCACUUAUUGUCAUUGAUAUAUCAAAUAUUACAAUUAUGACCCUGCCUUCCGCCCGAUUGUAGCUGAGAUAGGCGCCAGCGCCCCCCGCGACCCCGAAAGGGAAUAAGCGGUAGAAAAUGGAUGGAUAAAAACACAUGGGAAAACUCAAUUUUAGACAAUAUGAUAUGCCUGAGUGGUUAGGAGACACUGAGAGUAACGUAAGGUAGAAAAUGGAUAAGAGAGGUCAUAUUUUCAAAAAUAAUAAUACAAAAAAUAAAAUAAAAAAAUGGAAAAAAAAUUUUUUAACUUGAGACUUCCUGCGGGCCAGAUUUUGGACGCUGGUGGGCAUUCUUAUGUCGAGAAGUUCACCAUUAAAGACGUGUUUGGAAAAGCAAUCGAAUGAUUUGUCAAACUGCCACAUUGGUGACAUCUGCAACUGCCACGACACAUCCACUUAUUGUCAUUAAUAUACCAAAUAUUACAAUUAUGAUGAAAACACAUGGGAAAACUCAAUUUUAGACAAUAUGAUUUAUCUGAGCGGCUAGGAGACACCGAGAGUAACAAACGGUAGAAAAUGGAUUAGCAAGGACAGAUUAAAAAAAAUUAUAAUAAAAAAAAAUCAUUAAUUUAAAAAUUUUUUGAACUUGAGGCUUCCUGCGAACCGGAUUUUGGACGCUGGCGGGCAUUCUCAUGUCGGCACUUCACCAUUAAAGACGUGUCUGGAAAAGCAAUCGGAUGUUUUGUUUUUGUGACAUCUGCAACUGCCACAACACGUCCAUUUAAGAUCAUUAAUAUUUCCAAUUCUACAAUUAUGAUAAAAACAAAUGGGAAAAUGCAUUUUUAGACUAAAGGAUUUCCUGAGCAGCUAGGAGACACCGAGAGUAACAUGUGGUGGAAAAUGGAUUAGAAAGAACAUAUUCUAAAUAAUAAUAAUUACAAAUAUAUAUAACGGUAUAUACUGUAUAUAUAUUUCCAAAGCUUGGGACGUUCCGCGGGCCGGAUUUUAGACGCUGGUGGGCCGUUUCCGGCCCACGGACUGUGGUUUGGGGACCCCUGAUUAAAAAUAUAAAAUUUCCCCCCUGGGCUGACAUUCUUGGUAACUGCUGACUUUUCAUUCAACUUAAAGUAGCCAAAAAUGUAAAACUAGUAAUCAACAUAAUAAUGGGGUCACCACAGGCAGGUUACUGACUUCCUGUCAGUAGACGGAGCCCCUCCUCCUCCAAGCCUUGGUCGGGCAGGAAGGGGCGUGGCCGCCUGACUAGCAGCCCCUCCUCCUCCAAGACUUGGUCGGGCAGGAAGGGGCGUGGCCGCCUGACUAGCAGCCCCUCCUCCAAGAAUUGGUCGGGCAGGAAGGGGCGUGGCCGCCUGACUAGCAGCCCCUCCUCCUCCAAGACUUAGUCUGGCAGGAAGGGGCGUGGCCCCCUGACUAGCAGCCCCUCCUCCUCCUCCUCCAAGACUUAGUCUGGCAAGAAGGGGCGUGGCCGCCUGACUAGCAGCCCCUCCUCCUGCAAGACUUGGUGUGGCAGGAAGGGGCGUGGCCGCCUGACUAGCAGCCCCUCCUCCUGCAAGACUUGGUGUGGCAGGAAGGGGCGUGGCCCCCUGACUAUCAGCCCCCCCCAGCUCCAACAGCAUCACUUGGAGAUGGCUCUGCAGUGGAUCUACAUCCUCACACUGCUCUUCUUGGACCACAAAUCCACCGAGGCGGCCACCCACACCCUGAAAGAAGGGCAGAGUUUUGCCAUCGAGUGCGUGCCCUCCGAGACGGGCAGCAUGGUGGUCUGGUUCCGGGUGCUGGACAGGUCGGGCAUGGACUUCAUCGCAUCUUUCUCCAACCAGGGCAUGAUGAAGGCCAAGGGCGCCUCGUACUCCAGGACCUUCGCAGGUGAAAAAGUGGUCAACAACAUCCUGACCUUGGCUUCCUUCAGCAGAGAAGGUGACAGCGGACUUUACAGCUGCGCCUCCCUCAAGAGCAACACACUCAUGUUUGGUGCCGUCACGCGACUGCUGCCAGGUGAGUUGAGCAACACACUCAUGUUUGGUGCCGUCACGCGACUGCUGCCAGGUGAGUUGAGCAACACACUCAUGUUUGGUGCCGUCACGCGACUGCUGCCAGGUGAGUUGAGCAACACACUCAUGUUUGGUGCCGUCACGCGACUGCUGCCAGGUGAGUUGAGCAACACACUCAUGUUUGGUGCCGUCACGCGACUGCUGCCAGGUGAGUUGAGCAACACACUCAUGUUUGGUGCCGUCACGCGACUGCUGCCAGGUGAGUUGAGCAACACACUCAUGUUUGGUGCCGUCACGCGACUGCUGCCAGGUGAGUUGGGCAACACACUCAUGUUUGGUGCCGUCACGCGACUGCUGCCAGGUGAGUUGAGCAACACACUCAUGUUUGGUGCCGUCACGCGACUGCUGCCAGGUGAGUUGGGCAACACACUCAUGUUUGGUGCCGUCACGCGACUGCUGCCAGGUGAGUUGAGCAACACACUCAUGUUUGGUGCCGUCACGCGACUGCUGCCAGGUGAGUUGAGCAACACACUCAUGUUUGGUGCCGUCACGCGACUGCUGCCAGGUGAGUUGAGCAACACACUCAUGUUUGGUGCCGUCACGCGACUGCUGCCAGGUGAGUUGAGCAACACACUCAUGUUUGGUGCCGUCACGCGACUGCUGCCAGGUGAGUUGAGCAACACACUCAUGUUUGGUGCCGUCACGCGACUGCUGCCAGGUGAGUUGAGCAACACACUCAUGUUUGGUGCCGUCACGCGACUGCUGCCAGGUGAGUUGAGCAACACACUCAUGUUUGGUGCCGUCACGCGACUGCUGCCAGGUGAGUUGGGCAACACACUCAUGUUUGGUGCCGUCACGCGACUGCUGCCAGGUGAGUUGAGCAACACACUCAUGUUUGGUGCCGUCACGCGACUGCUGCCAGGUGAGUUGAGCAACACACUCAUGUUUGGUGCCGUCACGCGACUGCUGCCAGGUGAGUUGAGCAACACACUCAUGUUUGGUGCCGUCACGCGACUGCUGCCAGGUGAGUUGAGCAACACACUCAUGUUUGGUGCCGUCACGCGACUGCUGCCAGGUGAGUUGAGCAACACACUCAUGUUUGGUGCCGUCACGCGACUGCUGCCAGGUGAGUUGAGCAACACACUCAUGUUUGGUGCCGUCACGCGACUGCUGCCAGGUGAGUUGGGCAACACACUCAUGUUUGGUGCCGUCACGCGACUGCUGCCAGGUGAGUUGAGCAACACACUCAUGUUUGGUGCCGUCACGCGACUGCUGCCAGGUGAGUUGAGCAACACACUCAUGUUUGGUGCCGUCACGCGACUGCUGCCAGGUGAGUUGAGCAACACACUCAUGUUUGGUGCCGUCACGCGACUGCUGCCAGAAAAACCAGAGGCCGCCUUAAAGGAAAGUCCUGCCCCCGCCCUCAAAGUCCAUGGAGGCACCGCCACCACCGCCGCCUCGCCGUGUGUUUGCCAGACAAUUACAAAGAAAGACGACCUGCUUUGUAGUCCCGUUCUUCUCAUUCCACUGGCGGGCAGCUGCCUCAUUCUUCUUCUAAUCAUCCUCAUCCUCAUCCUCUACUGCAACCAGGUGAGGACCCGCAGGUGCCCACAUCAUUACAAGAGGAGGCCGCAGAAGACGGCAGCUGGAAAAAAGCAAGACGCGCGGCAGACUUGAUCGUCGGGUGAACUUCUUCCUACUAAAUGAUGUCAAGCAGACAGCUUUUCUGCAAAUGUGCGUCGACAUUUUGUUUGUCUUUUUGAAAAAAUUGUUCAUUUGAAAAACCCAAUCUGUAUUUAUCAGGAGUGUUCAAACAUUUCCACUUAAAUAGAAUUGAUGCAUAUUGUUUUCAAUGUGAGUAGUAUUUCUGUCACACAUUUCUUUGUUUUGUAUUUGCAUUGUGCCUUUAGUUGAGUGGCCUCUCAGUUUCUUUGGGACAUGCAAACCAAACAAUGCAAGCUCUUGUUUCCUUACAGCACCUCCCAAAAGGAGUAGAAAGAAGCUGAGUUGAUUUAUUUUGACCCUUUUUCAUACCGUAGCAAUUUUAUCCCAUGUCCUUGUUCUCUGUAAUGGAACAGUUAAUAAAUAAUAUGCCAUAGUUAGUAAACAAAUAUUAAAUAUAUAAAUAAUCUAUCUCCAAAAAAAAAAAAAGAUGUUGAUCAUAAUAUUUGUGAAGACUUGUAGUUUGAACACGCUCUUUAAGUGAAUUAUAUUUCAUUUCUGUGCUUAAUCCGGUCCAUCAUUUCAUUCACAUACGGAUAUGCUCAAUGUUUUAAGUGUUGGACGUGCAUACAAAUGUUUGAAAUGACAUCUUCCUCAAAGGUUAUACUUCUACUCUUUUGUUGAGAAGAAUUGUUGUAGUUCCGGCCCGCGAGUGAAUCAUUUUUGGCCCCCAGGGACCCCAUCACGUCAUAAAAAUGGGGUCCCAAAGUAAAUUUCUGGGGUCCACUUUUUUGUAAGCAUUUUUGUCUACAUUAUGUUGUGAUAACUCACAUUCUAUGUUGUGUUUUGGAAAAAGGUUGUCAAAAACCUUACUUCAUUCAAAAAGAAAAGCAAUUAUUUAUGCAAAUGUGAACAUGGUUUUCACUUCUAAACAUUCAUUGACUUUCUUCAUGGAUCUAAACUUGACCUCUGCCGCUAGUUUUUUCUUUAUUUUUAUUGUAAUGUUUUCAGAACGUGUUUGUUCUAUUUGUGGCCAAAGUAAGACAAAUAAAACAAUCUAAAGUUG
Nerophis ophidion (straightnose pipefish) is the source of this 6412-nucleotide messenger RNA. RefSeq names its product CD8a molecule (gene cd8a). Bases 3319 to 5361 code for a protein of 680 amino acids. NCBI's taxonomy places the organism in Eukaryota, Metazoa, Chordata, Actinopteri, Syngnathiformes, Syngnathidae. The transcript is spliced from 6 exons. The record is from RefSeq and is a predicted model, not a curated record.